AUGGCGGACACAGCCCCCGCCCAGGCCGCUAUGCCUGCGACUGGCGCACCCGCACCAACGAACGGCGUCACCACAGGAGCCUCGAAUGCGCCCAGCGAUCAGAAUACCGCAAACCGCGGCCUACCAUACUACGAGAAGUUGCGACGGGAGCUUCGGGAUACGAUACAGAAGAAGCGCCUGAUGGACAAGAGCAUGGCCCAACUCGAGGACCAGAUCUUCCGAUUCGAACAAACCUACCUCGAAGAAACGACGGCCGGCAACAUCAUCAAAGGUUUCGACAACUACAUCAAGGGCUCAUCAAGCGGCUCUAGUCUCGGUGCUUCCGGGCUAAGUCUCGGAUCAGGCGUUGGCGGGCGGCGCAAAGCACAAGUAACAGAUUCCGACCGAGUUUUCUCACGAAGCUCAGCAAGCUACAUGCUGGAAUCCCCCGGCCCAUCCUCCGCACAAACGACCCCCUCUCACGCCGCAACACCGACCUCCACAGCGGGCGGGAACGCGCCUUCAAACAAGAGCACUGGCGGCGACUCUACGACGGCAUCUAAAGCUGGCGGUGGCGGCUCGUCCAAAAAUAAGAAGAAGGCUAGUGGUGGCUCGAAGAAUACCAAGGGCAAGAAUCAGACCGAUGAUCUUUCAGAUGAUGCAGAUUCUAAGCCACCUGUGAAACGAUUGAAGAUUAGCUACGGACGAGAUUAG
Molecule: messenger RNA, 693 nt
Organism: Penicillium cataractarum
Lineage: Eukaryota; Fungi; Ascomycota; Eurotiomycetes; Eurotiales; Aspergillaceae
Product: chromatin modification-related protein EAF6/MEAF6
Exons: 3
Coding region: 1-693 (230 amino acids)
Cellular component (GO): NuA4 histone acetyltransferase complex
Source: RefSeq, a predicted model, not a curated record